AUGGUGGCGAAUGUCCUGCAGCUCUACCGAGAGGGCUGCCAGGAUGCGCAGCUGAAGCUCUCCCUGGUGCAGAGCGUCACUGAGAUCAGCCUUGCCAUCCAGGCUGCAGGCGCCGGCCCCAGGUUUGAGCUCUGCUGCAAGCGGGAGCUGCUGCAGACCCUGCUGGAGGUGAUUCAGGAAGAGCCCCAGGAGUCCCCGGUGCACCCCCGGGCCCUCGUGGCCAUGCAGCAGUUGAGCAAGCUGAAGCCCCGUCUGAGCAGGGAGGAAAACCGCCACCUCCUGGCUCAGUGCUGCCAGGGCAUCGUGUGCCUUCGUCGCCCGGAGCAGAUGGACAGGAGAGGGCAGACGGCGGUGGCUGCUUCAUGCCCACCGGGUGUGCAGGCGCCGUCCCUGCGAGCGCUGGGCCAGCUCAUGGGAGCCCUUCUCUGGGCAGAGCUGGCCCCCAUCCGCUUCGAGGACAUGGUGCAGGUCCUGCGGCGCUGGCUCACCUCGGCCCACGCAUGCGAGCGGGAGAGGGCCCUGCAGGUGUGCGUGCAGGUGCUGGGCUCUUAUGAAGAGAGAUGCGAGCACAGGCGAGGCCGUGCCUGCGAGUGGUUCGGCUCCCUGGCGGGACUGCUGGGGCCUCUGACGUGCGACACGUCGGCCGCGUCCCGCUGGUGGGCAGUGACCUGCCUCGGCCACCUGCUCCGAACAGGAGCCGAGAACACAGACGUGGCGCCCUGGACCAACGAGAUCGGGCGCCUGCGUGAGAGGCUCAGUGCCAUCACCUCUGAGUCUCUGCUGGCCACCUCCACCAACAUUGCGAAGGUAACUGGCCCCUGGAGUGCAGAGACGUGA
Molecule: messenger RNA, 837 nt
Organism: Dromaius novaehollandiae (emu)
Lineage: Eukaryota; Metazoa; Chordata; Aves; Casuariiformes; Dromaiidae
Product: maestro heat-like repeat-containing protein family member 2B
Exons: 9
Coding region: 1-837 (278 amino acids)
Cellular component (GO): cytoplasm
Source: RefSeq, a predicted model, not a curated record